AUGUGUUUGGAAAGCUUUGAUAAAGAUAUCGAUAAUGUUGCUUAUAAAACAUAUGAUACAAUGCUUUCUACUUUUAACAAAUGGAAAGGUAGAUUAAAACCUGAGAUAUUAGCUGGAGCAGGAUUUUACUCAAUUUUGUUUAGUGAUGUUUGCAAAUGCUACUAUUGUGGAGUUGAAAUUUAUGAUUGGUUGUAUGAUGAUUGUCCUGUCGAAGAGCAUUAUAAAUUUGCACCAACAUCUUCCUUUCGAACUUCAUAUAUUUUACCAGGAUAUAACUACUCUGGACCUGGUACAAAAUCGGAGAAGAGAAUAGCCAGAGGCGAUGUUGGUAUAAACUCAUUGGAUGCUGCUUGUAAAGAACAUGAUAUAGCAUACUCUCAGUCUGAAGAUUUAUCUAAAAGACACGCAUCUGAUAAAUUGUUAGAAGAUCAGGAUUGA
Molecule: messenger RNA, 438 nt
Organism: Sitophilus oryzae (rice weevil)
Lineage: Eukaryota; Metazoa; Arthropoda; Insecta; Coleoptera; Curculionidae
Product: death-associated inhibitor of apoptosis 1-like
Exons: 2
Coding region: 1-438 (145 amino acids)
Biological process (GO): negative regulation of apoptotic process; regulation of cell cycle; positive regulation of protein ubiquitination
Cellular component (GO): cytoplasm; nucleus
Molecular function (GO): ubiquitin protein ligase activity; structural molecule activity; cysteine-type endopeptidase inhibitor activity involved in apoptotic process
Source: RefSeq, a predicted model, not a curated record